Messenger RNA from Perkinsus marinus ATCC 50983, 637 nucleotides. RefSeq lists its product as hypothetical. The transcript has a single exon. NCBI's taxonomy places the organism in Eukaryota, Perkinsozoa, Perkinsida, Perkinsidae. The annotation marks the transcript as partial. The record is from RefSeq and is a predicted model, not a curated record.
AUGCUGCGAGAAUUUCAUGAAGCUUUCAAAGAAGCCACCCCUCCGAUCAUCCACCGCCACAUCGACGUCACUCUCCCUAUUGAGGUAUAUACUGACGCCGGUGCUUACUGCGGGUGUUACCGCUUCUACCAAAACGGUGAAGAAAUUCUCCGAGGCCAACACACUUUCACGUCGACAGAGGUCGCCCUCCAUAUAAACUGCAAAGAAUUAAUGAUGGUCCUACUAGCGAUGCAGAGAUUGGCCUUACUCGAGAUGCGUAUGGAUUCUCUAUUUAAGGAUAUCAACGUUCUCGUAGACAGCAAGACUGUUCUUUCAGUUCUACAACACGGUCGUACCAAUGCUGGUCCAAUGCAAGUGUACAUGGAGAAGAAGCUCCGCUUGCUCCGAGAACUUAUGAGAGAACGGCUCAAUACUAUAUGCUUCACCUAUGUCGAGACUAACAGCAACUUGGCUGAUAUUGGUACCCGUAAUGAUCUCCACAAACGUCUCAUCCAACUGAGAGACUCCGAAGCUCUUGAGCAUGACGGCGUGCAACCUCUACAAGCUGCUGUCAUCCCUUCUACGGUAUCACCUUCCGCUGGCAAGCGUCAACGUCAAAUCUCCCCUACCGACGCCGACCCUGUGGUCAAGAAGAUCU